This is a messenger RNA of Bactrocera neohumeralis, 6457 nucleotides long. RefSeq names its product band 3 anion transport protein (gene Ae2). The transcript has 15 exons. The record is from RefSeq and is a predicted model, not a curated record. Gene Ontology annotation, biological process: monoatomic anion transport; transmembrane transport; bicarbonate transport. NCBI's taxonomy places the organism in Eukaryota, Metazoa, Arthropoda, Insecta, Diptera, Tephritidae. Gene Ontology annotation, molecular function: monoatomic anion transmembrane transporter activity; solute:inorganic anion antiporter activity. Bases 1904 to 5527 code for a protein of 1207 amino acids. Gene Ontology annotation, cellular component: plasma membrane.
CUCGUCACAGCUUAAAUAACCACUUGAGCAGCUUUAGAUAGUGAAAGGACAAAGAAAAGUGAUAAGUAACCAACAACAACAGCGUCAAAAGUUGGAAUUUAAAUUAAAUUUGUUAUUUAACAUUGAAAUUUGACACAUGUCGAUGAUGGUGCGGACGUGUGUAGUGCCUGCGAAAAUGUGCGGCGGGCUUUGACACUCUCCACUAACGGGAUAACGCCUUGCCGUAGAAGUGCUAAUCGAACCGUUGUGCAAGGUGUCAAUUUAUAUUGCUUACUUGCAGCUAAAAUACUUGAAAGUGAAUUGUUUGUGACUUUGCCGAAGUGAUUUAUGGCUUUCGCGUUGCGAUGCCUAAGUAGCGUUAUGUUAUGUUAUGUAAACGUUGAAUGUCAAAGCGGAUGCUUCGGCUGUGACGUAGUGUAAGCCAUUGAAGGUCCUUCAAGGCGUCUUUGCCUGGAUGUGUGCAAGGUAAAAAGGCAAAAACAAUGCACGAGGUGUAUAUGGCCCAGCCGUGCGCGGUCGCCCAAAAGCAUAGCACAGUGUUAUAAAUAUCCGAGUCGAUUAUCGCCACUGCAGAGUGCUAAUGUGUGCCGUUCUGACGCUAAAACCAUAAAGAACCGUUCGAAAAUAAAAAACAAAAACAAAAAGUAAAACAAAGAAACGCUAAGCACACAUGAGCACACACAGGCAUUUACUUCAAACACAUUAACGAGCGGAUAAUGUGCGAAGCCGCGUUGAUGGUUGUGUAAUCACAGGGUGGCAGCGACACGCCUAACACAAAACUGCUUGAUACAGCGUCUGUCGGGGCGCCAAAGAUGAUUAUAUUAUAAACUUUUCAAUUUCGACAUUUAACGGUGCCCUUGAAAACGCUGCAUACAAUUUAGCAAAGUGCGUGCGUGUGUUUGACACAUAUUGAUGUGAUAUAACGGUUAAUGGUAGUGAUAUUAAAAUGAAAUAUAAAAUAGUUUUACGCCUUUCAAAUGUGAAGCAAGCAGACUGCUUCACUCGCGAAGGUUAAAUAACGUUAUUCGGCGGUAAAGAGAGGAAACGGAGCGGAAGUAGAGGUCAAAUAUUGGUGGAAGCUGCAGCAAAGACUUAUCGCGUGUGAAUUCUGUGAUCGUUCUACAACUAAAGUCUGCUAAUGCCCAGCUCGCUUUACUUCCACUACGUUUGGCGCUUAAAAGUGCUUUUUAACUGACUUAGCAUUCAAAAUCGAAAUAUUUGCCUUCGAAGUUCGAAAUAAGGCUUAUUGAAUACAUCUAAUGUCAACAGUUGCUUAAAAAUAAAGGUAUGACAAAUGAAUUACAAAUACUUUCAGGGCAACAGCUUCCUGAAGUACACCCAGUAACUCAAACCCACGCUCAGGACCUAAUAAUGAAACAAACGUAUCGAAAUAGCAAAAUCUAUAAUUAAGUAAUUACUAAAAUUUAAAAACAUCGAUAUGAAAUAUAAAUCUCCAAAGUGAACAACAACAAGAAGCUAGUGGAUUAACAGGCAUUCCAAAUGGCCAACGAGGCAACUGUGCGGUUUCGCACGCCCAAGCAGCACAGUGCACUUGGCGGCUAGCCAGUCCGCUGACGGUCAUGGUCUCGGUCGCAAGCUUAGCCUUCCGGUGAACGUUCGUACACUGGACAGAUAGGACACACACCGCUCUAGAGAGCUUCAAUGAUUGUUAGAUAAGUUUCUAUGCCAAAAAGAAAGCAAUAAAAUUAACACAUACAUACGAACAUACGUCUAAAAUAGUGACAAAUGUGAAAAGUGAAAUAAACAAACAACAACAAUUAUAAAAACUGUGAGCAACAAAGAAAACAGCGAAAUAUAGCAACCAGAAACGGUGCAGGGAACCGUAGUAUUUAGAAAUUCCACCGGGAAUGAGGAUCCAAACGAGGUUUACUUGGAUUCGGAAAUGGAAAAAGUUUUCGCCGGUCCAAGUGCCCAUAAGGAAAAGUUCGAUGUAACGACAUUUCAGGACGCAAAUCAGCCGAUCGGAUCGUAUAAGCAGAGCAACGUGCAUCGUAAAAGUGAGCUGAACAUUGAAGAAGACUCUGAAUAUGAGAGUACAACAGAUCCCGUUAAUACACAAAACUAUGAUGACCUACCCGAGGACUACCCACUAGUAUCAGAACGCGCUGGACACGGUGACCACUCGGAUAACUCUGCCGAGGAGAAGCAGGUGCACUUCGGAAAGAAAAAGGCUGUCGUAACACCGCCCACUUUAGUAUACGAUGAACAACCCGCUGACAAUAUACACGAACGCAAACGACGAAGAAGCCGCCAUCAGUAUUAUAGACAACGUAAAUUUUCCCAUCAAGACAGCGUGGAAACCAAAAAGGUGGUCGAGGAGAAUGGCGAGGCCGGUGUCCGCAAGGUAUCCGUGCAACCGGAGGAUACCACAUUAGAGGUAACCAAACGCGAGGCCGAUCUCAAUGAGUUGAGGUCCCAUCGUUCCGAUGAUCCGCGUGCGCUUAGACGUCACAAAAUCCAUCAUUCAUCAAUCAAGUUGCGCGAGUUGCCGCAAAUCAGUGUGGCGGGCUUGCAGCUGAAGAAAGUCUACGACCAUAGUCCGCACGAGAUAUUUGUGCAACUCGAUGAACUUACUGGCUUAGGCGAGGAACGCGAAUGGAAGGAAACAGCGCGUUGGAUCAAGUACGAGGAAGAUGUUGAGGAGGGCUCCGAUCGCUGGGGCAAACCGCACGUUGCUUCACUCUCUUUCCACUCGCUGCUCAAUUUACGUCGCUGCCUCGAAACGGGUGUCGUGCUACUGGAUUUGAAUGAGAAGGACCUGCCGGCUGUGGCAUACCGCGUUGUGGAGCAGAUGGUCGUUGAAGAUCUAAUCAAUGCCGAAGACAAACCGGCGCUUAUGCGCUCAUUGCUGCUGCGUCACCGACACGUGAACGAGCACCAGAGCGGCUUUCCGUUUACGAAGCGGAAAUAUAGCAGCUACACGAGUCUACAGUUGCUUUGGAUGGGCGGCGAAAUUCAGCAGCACCUUCAUCAGCAACAACAAUUGGCAUUACAACAACAUCUUAGCAACGUUGAGAAUGCCAAAAAGCGACGGUCCGUAUGCGAGACCCUCAGUGCACCGCCCACAUCCAUUUCACCUUACAGCGAACCGAGCAACGGUACCAACAGACGGCACUCCACCAUGUCUUACUUGGGAAACCUCUCUGGGGAAGACAAGCGGCCCAGAAUAAUGCCGGCAACUGAAAUUGGUGGCAGCAAACGCAGCAAUGAGUUGAAGAUUGACAUGAGAGACGACUUGUAUUCUUCGUCGCAGGAGAAUCUGCAGAAGCUGCAAAACGACAGCAUUCUUAAGCGCAUACCUGUGGGUGCUGAAGCAACAACGGUGUUGGUGGGUGCAGUGGACUUUCUGCAACAACCAACCAUCGCAUUUGUGCGUCUAGCAGAGGGUGUGCUUAUGCCUACCUUAACAGAGGUAGCCGUGCCGGUACGUUUUAUGUUCAUACUCAUGGGCCCGCCGACCCUCGACUUGGACUAUCAUGAAGUGGGUCGAUCCAUUGCUACGCUAAUGGCGAACGAACCAUUCCAUGCUAUAGCAUACAAGGCAGAUGAUCGUAAGGAUCUGCUUUCGGCUAUCAAUGAGUUCUUGGAUGAUUCCAUUGUGCUGCCUCCGGGUAAUUGGGAGCGUCAAGAUCUCUUGCCAUUUGAGGAAUUGAAAGCGAAGAAGGACUGGAUUCGCUCGCGCAAGCGAAAGGCGCUCGAGGUUAAGAAUGAAAUGAAGGAGAAGAUAAAAGAAGAAGCUAAAGUAAUUGUUGAGAAGAAACCGGAAUUGGAAAGUGGUGAUGGAAAGAAGAAAAUUAAUCCGUUAGAAAAAACGCACAAAUGGUGGGGUGGUCUGCGCAAUGACCUUAAGCGCCGUCUGCCCAUGUACAAGAGCGACAUCACCGAUGGUCUGAACUCGCAAACACUGGCCGCCACGAUCUUCAUGUACUUUGCUUGCCUCUCGACCGCAAUCACCUUCGGUGGUUUGGCCUCCGAAAAGACUGGCAAUCUGAUUGGCAUUUCAGAGACCUUGUUGAGCACAGCACUCUGUGGCAUAAUUUUCCACACGAUUUCUGGACAACCGCUUGGUAUUAUCGGUACUACUGGCCCUUUGCUGCUCUUUGACGAAGCGUUGAUAAACUUUUGUCGCGAGAACAAUUUGCCCUUCCUCACCAUACGCGCCUACAUCGGUGUUUGGUUGGCCGUCAUCGCUACCACGCUGUCUGCGUUCGAGUGCAGCGUUUAUGUGCGACUGUUUACCCGUUUCACACAGGAAAUUUUCUCCGCAUUGAUCACAUUGAUCUACAUCUAUGAGACAUUGAUGAAAUUAGUUUCGGUGUAUAAGAAGAACCCGCUGUUGGCCGACUAUAAUUUUCCACCAGCAACACUAGCACCGCAACUACAGAGUUUUGAUAAUACAACGAUGGAUAGUUUGGGUAAUGUAACGGCCGAUGUUUCGGUCUCGAACACUACAUCCAGCAUUGGUUUAGUGUCGAACAUCGUAUCCCAUACGAAUAUGCCAAACACAGCGCUUUUCUGCACGAUACUCACCUUGGGCACCUUCACGAUCGCCUACUAUCUGAAACUCUUCCGUAAUUCCCAUUUCCUGGGACGAAAUGCUCGCCGUGCGCUGGGUGACUUUGGUGUGCCGAUCGCCAUAGCGAUUUUCGUAUUGAUUGACUAUCUCAUACCACAAGUGUACACAGACAAGCUUAGCGUGCCAGAGGGUAUUUCACCCAGUGAUCCGGAAGUGCGCGGUUGGUUGGUGCCCCUGGGAGGUAUGCCCGUUUGGGCACCCUUUGCCUGUGGCAUACCCGCCAUUUUGGUAUACAUUCUCAUCUUCAUGGAGUCGCAUAUUUCGGAAUUGAUUGUCGAUAAGCCGGAGCGUGGUCUGAAGAAGGGCUCCGGACUGCAUUUGGAUAUUGUGAUAUUAGGUUUUUUGAAUACAUGUUGCGGCCUCUUCGGCACGCCAUGGCAUUGUGCAGCUACCGUGCGUUCAGUAACACACGUCUCUGCUCUAACGGUGAUGUCAAGAACGCACGCGCCUGGUGAGACGCCACGCAUCAUCGAUGUGAAAGAGCAACGUGUCUCUGGCUUCUUCGUGGCGCUCUUAAUCGGCCUAUCCGUGACAAUGGCACCCUUGCUGCGUUUGGUACCCAUGGCGGUGCUAUUCGGUGUUUUCCUAUACAUGGGUAUCGCUUCAAUGAGUGGCGUACAAUUCUUCGACAGAAUGGGCUUAUACUUUAUGCCUGUAAAGCACUACCCGCCCACACCGUUUGUGAAGCGCGUGCCCACUUGGAAAAUGCACAUGUUCACCACAAUACAAUUGCUCUGUCUUACUUUACUCUGGGCUGUGAAAUCGUCCAAAAUAUCAUUGGCUUUCCCCUUCUUUUUGAUUUUGAUGGUGCCCAUAAGGCAGCGACUUGCCAUGCUCUACACGCCAGAACAACUGCAAGCGCUCGACGGCAGCGAAGCCAAGGAUGAGGACGAACCCGAUUUCUACGAAGAAGCAACCAUUCCGGCAUAAGGAAGCACGUGUACAUAUGAGGAGCUGUAUUAGAAGCAAAAAUUAAAUAGAUUUGAAAAGAUUUAUAAAUAGAAAAAUUUUAGGAUAAUGUGUUUUUAUAAACCCUUUCAAAUUUAUUUAGUUUCUUGUGAAGAGCCGCCCUAACUUAGAAACCUGCAUAACUGUAAUUGAAGGAAUUGCCUGUACUUAAGCAUAAACUUAUACACUUAAGUGCUUUAUAAAAUAUUUUAUUGUUCAUAAAGUCAUUUAAUUUUUACACAUUCUAUUUUACGAAUCUUUUGCUAGUUGAAUUCGUUUUCAUUUUUGAAGCUAGAAUUGAAGCGUUGCAUUGAUGAAUGUUAAAGGAACCACAACUAAGAAAGAAACAAAGUAUUUUUCUACCCUAACGCUGUAUAAAUGAAACAAAAACAAAAACGUACUUACUUUAUUUGUAUAAAGAGCAAUUUGUAUGCUAUAUGUGUAUGUAUAUGUUAAAACUAAAAAAAAAAGCUAAACGAUUGAUGAAAAAUGGCGUGGCGCGUCCACGAUUAAAGUAUUAUCUUGCAAAAUCAAAAUUACUGAUAACUGUAUAUGUACAUAUAUAUGGUAAUUAGUUGAAGGUAUUGCAAUUUUAUUAGAUAUUAGUCUAGAAACAUUAAAUAAAUUAUUGUCGCAAAUCGCCAGCCAAGUUGUGUAUAAGAAGUGGUCCAAACAAAUUUGAAUUACCAAUUUUAAUGAUGUAUUACUAAUUGUUAUCGAAAUGCACUCUUAGCGAAACCAAAAUAGUUCAUACUUAAUGGAACCACUGAAUGUCUCCUACUUAAUGACUACUUAAUUAAUUUUUAUUGAACUUAAUUAAUUAGGAAAACAUAGCUGUGUGUGCAUUAUCUAUAAUUAGUGAUUUACAGAUUACACAGAAAAAAUAAAUAAAAAUAAAAAAUAAAAAAAGAA